GAAGAGAUGCUGUUGAAUUGUUGUCUUUUCAGAAGUGUGGAAAUGGCUGCUGCGUCUACAGUCCAGGGUCCCUUUUCCUUUGAGGAGGUGUCCGUCUCUUUCACGGAGGCAGAGUGGGCCCUGCUGGAUCCGGGACAAAGAGCUCUGUACAGGGAAGUCAUGCUGGAGAAUUAUGGGAACGUGGCCUCUCUGGAGAAAUCUUUUGAAAGCUCAGAGUGUGGAAAGAAAUUCAAUCAGAAUGGCAAGCUUCAGCAGUGUCAAAGAACUCACAAAGAGGAUAAACUGUCUGAAUGCACAGUAGGUGGCAAGAAAUUCGGGUUCAAUGGCAAUCUUCAGCAGCAUCAAAGAACCCACACAGGAGAGAAACCUUUUGAAUGCACAGAGUGUGGAAAGACAUUCAGUGACAAGAGCAGUCUUAAACAGCAUCAGAGAACCCACACAGGAGAGAAACCUUUUGCAUGCUCAACGUGUGGAAAGAGAUUCAGUCGGAGUGGCCAUCUUCAAAAGCAUCAGAGAACCCACACAGGAGAGAAACCUUUUGAAUGCUCAGCGUGUGGAAAGAGAUUCAGUCAGAGUGGCCAUCUUCAAAACCACCGAAGAAUUCAGACAGGGGAGAAACCUUUUGCAUGCUCAACGUGUGGAAAGACAUUCUGUCAGAGUGGCAACCUUCAACUGCAUCAGAGAACCCACACAGGAGAGAAACCUUUUGAAUGCACAGAGUGUGGAAAGAGAUUCAGUCACAGUGGCACUCUUCAAAAGCAUCAGAAAACCCACACAGGGGGAAAAACUUUUGAAUGCACAGAGUGUGGAAAGAGAUUCAGUCACAGUGGCACUCUUCAAAAGCAUCAGAGGACCCACACAGGAGAGAAACCUUUUGCAUGCUCAGCGUGUGGAAAAAGAUUCAGUCACAGCAGCACUCUUCAAAAGCAUCAGAGAACCCACACAGGAGAGAAACCUUUUGAAUGCUCCGAAUGUGGAAAGAGAUUCAAUCGCAGUGGCAAUCUUCAAAGGCAUCAGAGAACCCACACAGGAGAGAAACCUUUUGAAUGCUUAGAGUGUGGGAAGAGAUUCCGUGAGAGUGGCACUCUUCAAAAACAUCGGAGAACCCACACAGGGGAGAAACCUUUUGAAUGCACAGAGUGUGGAAAGAGAUUCAUUCAGAGUGACAAUCUUCAACAGCAUCAGAGAACCCACACAGGAGAGAAACCUUUUGAAUGCUCAGAAUGUGGAAAGAGAUUCAGUCACAGUGGCAAUCUUCAAAAGCAUCAGAGAACCCACACAGAAGAGAAACCUUUUGAAUGCUCAGUAUGUGGAAAGAGAUUCAGUCACUGUGGCAGCCUUCAACUGCAUCAGAGAACCCACACAGGAGAGAAACCUUUUGAAUGCUCAGAAUGUGGAAAGAGAUUCAGUCAGAGUGGCACUCUUCAACAGCAUCAGAGAACCCACACAGGGGAGAAACCUUUAAAAUGCUCAGAAUGUGGAAAGAGAUUCAGUCACAGCAGCACUCUUCAACAGCAUCAGAGAACCCACACAGGGGAGAAACCUUUUGAAUGCACAGAGUGUAGAAAGAGAUUCAGUCACAGCAGCACUCUUCAACAGCAUCAGAGAACCCACACAGGGGAGAAACCUUUUGCAUGCUCAACGUGUGGAAAGAGAUUCAGUCACAGUAGCAGUCUUAAAGAGCAUCAGAGAACCCACACAGGAGAGAAACCUUUUGCAUGCUCAGAGUGCGGAAAGAGAUUCAGUCACAGUAGCAGUCUUAAAGAGCAUCAGAGAACCCACACAGGAGAGAAACCUUUUGAAUGCUCAGAGUGCGGAAAGAGAUUCAGUGACAGUGGCAGUCGUCAAAAGCAUCAAAGGACGCAUACAGGAGAGAAACCUUUUGCAUGCUCAACGUGUGGAAAGACAUUCAAUCGGAGUGGCACUCUUCAAAACCACCAAAGAACCCACACAGGAGAGAAACCUUUUGCAUGCUCAGAGUGCGGAAAGAGAUUCAGUGACAGUGGCAGUCUUCAAAGGCAUCAAAGGACCCACACAGGAGAGAAACCUUUUGCAUGCUCAACGUGUGGAAAGACAUUCAAUCGGAGUGGCCAUCUUCAAAAGCAUCAGAGAACCCACACAGGAGAGAAACCUUUUGAAUGCACAGAGUGUGGAAAGAGAUUCAGUCAGAGUUACAGUCUUCAACAGCAUCAGAGAACCCACACAGGAGAGAAACCUUUUGAAUGCUCAGAGUGUGGAAAGAGAUUCAGUCACAGUGGCAGUCUUCAAAGGCAUCAAAGGACCCAUACAGUAAGUAAAGUAAAAGUAAAGUAA
This is a messenger RNA of Heteronotia binoei (common prickly gecko), 2313 nucleotides long. RefSeq names its product oocyte zinc finger protein XlCOF6-like. Bases 43 to 2313 code for a protein of 756 amino acids. The record is from RefSeq and is a predicted model, not a curated record. The transcript is spliced from 3 exons. Lineage: Eukaryota; Metazoa; Chordata; Lepidosauria; Squamata; Gekkonidae. Gene Ontology annotation, biological process: regulation of DNA-templated transcription.